CAGCAGCGCGCAGCCGAUCGAGCCAGCGCUGCAACACUGCGACCCCGUCGUCCACUCGUCCUAUAUAAAUAACCAAGACACGCUCGGCACGAGCUGAGCUAUCGGCAGAAACGGAGGCGCCCGGUAGACACAUCACCGCACUGUUCUCUCUUGUGCCUCUGCGCGCCAUAGGGAGGCUAGCUCUUGAGCUUAAUUCGCCAAUCGACGUCGCCGCCGUCUCGGCCAUGGCGUGGUGGCGCGAGAGGGUGGUCGCGCCGGUGCGCCGGGCGUGGCGGGCCGUGGCGCGGCGGGCGCGCAAGAACAGGAGCACAGGAGUCGUGGACCUACACAGGGACAUCCAGACCUGUGGAUACGACGAUGUUCAGGUGAUGUGGAACAUGCUGAGCUUGGAGAGACAAACCUCCGGCCUCAGGCCGGCGCCGGAGAAGCCACGGCGGGCCUCCUUCUGGAGGCCGUCGUUUUGGCACUGUGCAUCUGUGCAGCGCCGUGAGCUGCGGGUCUGAACUUUGGCAUGGACGCCUAUGGCGGGCGCCGUGUCAUCUGAGAAUCUCCAAUAAAACCCAGCUGUUACCUUGGUGAUAUGUACAUAAAAAGUAGAUUGUUACUCCGUAGAUGGGAAUGGGAGGAAUAAGUCAGGGAAAUCUUGCCUGCUGUCUUCUUCUGCUUCUGGUAUGAAAGAAAACAGGUUGUGAAUUAAUCAGUGUAAAUUCUGACUGAGCCGACAUUAUUUCAAAAUGUUGAAGUCAGUUUCCAAA
Messenger RNA from Brachypodium distachyon (stiff brome), 755 nucleotides. RefSeq lists its product as uncharacterized. Lineage: Eukaryota; Viridiplantae; Streptophyta; Magnoliopsida; Poales; Poaceae. The record is from RefSeq and is a predicted model, not a curated record. The transcript has 2 exons. Bases 225 to 503 code for a protein of 92 amino acids.